This is a messenger RNA of Punctularia strigosozonata HHB-11173 SS5, 719 nucleotides long. RefSeq lists its product as uncharacterized. The record is from RefSeq and is a predicted model, not a curated record. The transcript has 2 exons. NCBI's taxonomy places the organism in Eukaryota, Fungi, Basidiomycota, Agaricomycetes, Corticiales, Punctulariaceae. The coding region runs from base 360 to 551 and encodes 63 amino acids.
GCCUCGUGCUGAUCACAGGGACCAUGCGGGCACAUUAAGCCCUUCAACGGUUGGUGGUGGCUUCGUUCCCGGGCCGCGCAACCAUUCCGGUUCGGUGUACACUUUGUUUCCGUCCUUCCGUAACGGGCUGGAACAUGGCGCUGCAUCAAUGCAUACCUGCUUUGCGAUCCUAUCGACCGGCGUACCUGAUGCGCUGGCGCCAGGGAUGGACGAUGACACUCAAUGGCACUCAGGCACCGGACUUUGCCAUCGCACAUAUUUCCGAGCGACGCUCGUCCACCACCCGAGGUUCCGACAUCAAAUCGGGCUUCAACAUCUUUUCACCACGCGCUUACUGCGAGACGAUACGCCAAGACUAUAUGGACUCCCUCUGGAAGGACGCCGCGACUCCGCUAUGUGCUGUGGUGCCCCUUGGCUGCUGUGAUCCUUAUGUUACGCGACUGGCCGCGGCAUUGACAAUCAGCCCGCCUGCUUUCGCAUCGGAGAUGAGCAGGCCCGCUGUUAAUGUGCUGAUGCACGUCUGUUGUCGGCCAAACCGCAAGGAGUCAUAGACCGCGUGUUGUAUCCCUGAGCAGUCGGGAUGUGGCACAUACCAUGACAGCUCAUCCUCAGGCACAAUCUGGCGCUCGUGCGCCCAGGCAUCCUCCCCGCUGCCGGCGUAAUUCGCCAGCGACGCCUUCGUGAAUAAAAGGCGUCGACUGUUGAGCGAAUGAUCCAGC